Messenger RNA from Cylindrotheca closterium, 1365 nucleotides. The record is from the annotation of a GenBank genome assembly. Lineage: Eukaryota; Bacillariophyta; Bacillariophyceae; Bacillariales; Bacillariaceae.
AUGCCAGAGAAUCUGUUUUACGUCCUUCCUAUUGUUGCCAUAGCCUUGACGGCAUAUGGUUUCAGUAAGAAACAAGGAAAAGAUACGGAAGAGGCUCCACCAGCCGACAGCUUGGGGGAUGUCUCUCUCAAGAUCAAGACUCUCUUGGACAGCACUAAGAAGAAGUUUGGAGACAAAUACUCUCAUGUAAAACUGGCGGUUACACUUCCGGCUUUGCUUCAAUUAAUUGACCAAGCAGAAGCUAGCCGAUCUUCUGACACAUCGUCUCCAAGGGACGAAAGUUAUAAUAAGGCUGGAAAGGCUGCGACUGCCAAAGAGCUUGAUGGGCUGGGUGGCUAUUUAGACUUUGCAGAUUGGGCGUACCUACCCUCAAGGGAUGAAAUCAAGGAAAAUCUGGCAGGACGUGGGUACAAACUACUCAAACACCAGGAAGCCAAAGAAGCAGGACAGGUUGGGUAUUUCAUUGCCACCAAUCCUGAUACGAAGACUGCUCUAAUUGGUGUGAAGGGUACCUCCUCGAUGGGUGACGUGCUAACUGAUUGUUGCGCUGCUGCUGUGAUUCGGAAGUUGGAUCGAAGUUUUGAUUCCCAAGAUGAGUCGCUGAAGGAAAUCCGGGCUCACGAAGGCAUUCUCUACUCCUCUGUCGCCUUGGCAGAGGACUUGAAACCUUACAUCACCGACUUUUUCCUUCCCCUUGGGUACAAAAUUCUACUCUGCGGCCAUUCUUUGGGUGCUGGAGCUGCUAGCUUGACAUCCGUCUUGCUUCGUUCUCAACACCCUCCCUUGACAAAAAAAGACAGCAUCAAGGUUAUGGCUUUUGCUAGUCCACCUGUAUUGAACCACAAAGCAGCCGAGGCGUGUUCAUCGUUCAUUACUACGAUCGUCAACAACUCUGACUGUAUCCCCCGGUCAAGUCUGAAUAAUGUAGCAAUCUUGAUGGAACUGCUUUCUGGCGUUCAAGAAAAGCUCACCGAGGCAGGAAUUGACUGUAAGGACAUGAAGUCUACAGCAGCAUUUAUGGCGAAACUACGAGAAGGAACUGGAGGAGCUAUGAUUAUGACCCCCGAGGAAGGAGCUGCUCUACUCCAAAAGUCGCAAACUAUGGUAUCGCGUGACGAUCCUGACCAUCUCUACGUACCUGGGGAGGUGGUGCUGCUUUAUCAGAAGUGGCAGGACAAGAAGAAAAGAAAUGAGGCGAAAGAUCCGGAGGAGAAGGGCGAGAAGAAAGUGUCCGAGCCACCCUCGCCAGCUUACAGCGUCAUUACCGAUGGUUUCACAGCAUGUCUCAAUAUGAUUGAGAUCAGUAAUGAUAUGGUCGGAGAUCAUCUGUGCGGUGCGUACCGCCUGAAGAUUAAUAACCUCUAA